Molecule: messenger RNA, 1386 nt
Organism: Dicrocoelium dendriticum
Lineage: Eukaryota; Metazoa; Platyhelminthes; Trematoda; Plagiorchiida; Dicrocoeliidae
Source: the annotation of a GenBank genome assembly
AUGAGGCCGCUUUUAGCUGAAAAUCCGGACAUCGUCAUUGGGACCCCUGCACGCGUUAUUUCUCAUCUAAGAUCCGGACACUUUCGCCUGAGAGAUCUUAAACACUUGGUCGUUGAUGAAGCGGACCUCGUGUUCGCCUUCGGCUACCAGGCUGAGAUGCAAGAACUAAGGCAGUAUUUUCCUGAUCGUCAUAUUCAGGUCACUUUACUUUCCGCCACGUUAGACGAUACCACGAAGAUUCUCCGACGCUGCCUCGUUAAAGGCGGUGACUGGGUCCGUGUUGAGCUACCAGAAGAACAGUACCUUCCUUCUGAAGCACAGCUUACCCAAUACAUCAUAAGUGUCGAGGAGGAUAACAAAUACACGAUCCUGAUCGCACUACUGAAGCUGGGACUCGUUAGAGGCAAAACCCUCAUAUUUUCUAACUCAGUAGAUCGCUGUUUCAAAUUGCGCCUUUUCCUUGAAGAAUUCGGUAUCCGAGCUGCUUUAUUGAACUCUGAACUUCCUGUUAGCUCUCGCUGUCAUACCAUCGACCAGUUCAAUCGCGGCGUUUAUGAUUACUUACUGGCAACUGACGAAAACCAAACAGAUUUGGACGUAGGCGUCACGACUGGGCCUAAAAGAGUACGACGCAGGGAUGCAGAAUACGGCGUUUCGCGUGGGAUCGACUUUCAACUGGUGUGCAACGUGAUCAACUUCGAUUUUCCAUUGACUCCAUCCAACUACGUGCACCGUGUCGGUAGGACUGCCAGGGCUGGCCAAAUGGGAACCGCUUUAUCUUUUGUGAACAAGACUGAGGAAAAACUAUUGAGUUCGGUUGAGAGACUCCUGAAUCCAGCUGGAGAGGCCGCAUGCGGUACAGAAUUUUCAGAAACGAAAGCACAUUCGAUCUUUAAGCCUUAUCAAUUUCGGUUGGAGGAAGUGGAUGGAUUUCGUUACCGGGCUCAUGAUGUCGUUCGUCGCAUAACGCGCAAAGUGGUGAGAGAAGCGCGCCUGAAGGAGAUCAAACUUGAGUUGCUAAAUUCGGAACGGCUAAAGGGAUACUUUGAGGACCACACUCCCGAUUUAGAAGCACUGAGGCAUGAUAAGCCACUUUCUCGCCUCCAGCAGCCACAUUUGAAGGAUAUUCCUGACUACUUGGUACCACCAUCGUUACGCACCCUGAUGCCAAAUUUUCCCGGAAAACGGAGGAAUCGCUGGCGAAAAGCCAACUUAAACGUCGGCUCCACAGAAAAACCGAAAAACACCAACAUUCGUCGCUCAAAGAAAAAGGCACAAGCUUGUUCGUUGCAAGCGAAGCACAAAUAUGCCAAAAAACGCAAAGCACAAGAUCCACUGUUUUCAUUCAAGCGGAAAAAAACUCGUGUGCAAUUAUGUACAGUAUGA